CCGCAAAUUAGCGUAGAAAAAUCAAAAUGGCGGCUUCAAGUGUGUUAUCAUACGUCAUCAGUGGUUGAUAUCUUCACAUAAAAAUGCAGAUACAUCAUCCUGAUAUAAGAAAAAGCUAUUAAAGCGUGUAAAAAUCUUCCGAGUACUUGUGCAAUGUCCAAAUUCUUUUGUUGUAUCGUAUAUUUCUUAUUCUAACCUAUGUGCACCGUCACCGCGGAGUGAAAGUGUCAGAACAAAGCUACAAAUUGAGAACUAUGUAAAAAUACAAGAUUUAUCGCGUCACUCACACAGAGUAUUAGAUACAGAUAGACAUGGGAUCAAAUGAAGAGACUAGACUUCCAAACGGUGAUGUCCGGGUGCACAGAGAUGUCGAUUGGUCUAGAUACGGUUUGCGUGACCCAGAGGCACAAAGAAAUACCAGAAAAGACAAUGAAGGCUAUAAUGCACUCGGUCCUGAAAUGUAUCAAGCUGGUGCAAAUGAAUUGUUUGCACAAGAAUAUAGUUCGGAUCCUUGGUGGAAAUCAAACUUUUUUAUUUCCCAACCUGUACUAUUUGGUACCUGGGAUGGAGUUUUUACGUCCUGUCUUAUCAAUAUAUUUGGAGUAAUUGUAUUUUUAAGGUCUGGCUGGAUAGUUGGCCAAGCAGGUGUUUUAAAUGCUGUAUUAAUAAUUUUGUGUACAGUGUGUAUCGCAUUAGUGACAGUAUUGUCAGCUGUAGGAAUAUGUGAGAGAUGUAGAGUUGAAAGUGGUGGAGUUUACUUCCUACUAUCACAUGUAUUGGGUUCCAGAUUUGGUGGCUCUAUCGGUUUGCUUUAUUGCUUUGGACAGGCCGUGGGUUGUGCUCUAAACGUUUUAGGUUUUGGAGAAUCAAUGGCUGGUCUUGUAGGUUUGGAAUCUACUUGGGCUCAACGUGGUUUUGCCUGUGCAGCAGUUAUAUUAUUGUCUGUAAUUAACGUGGCUGGUGUUAAAUGGGUUAUAAAAUUACAGUUUAUUCUCCUUUUGCUCCUACUUCUCGCUGGAGUCGAUUUCUUUGUUGGAAGUUUCACUCAUACCAAUAUUGAUGCUGGUUUUGAAGGAUGGUUAUCAGGAAACCUAAAGAACAACACUUUCAUGGAUUAUCAAGAUGGAUACAGCUGGUUCACCGUUUUCGGUGUAUUCUUUCCGACAGUCACUGGUGUUUUAGCUGGAAUCAACAUGAGUGGAGAUUUGAAACAUCCAUCCAGCGAUAUUCCCAACGGUACUUUAGCAGCGUUAGGAACCGGAACAUUUUUGUAUCUGUGCUUUUCGCUUACUUUGGCGGCUACUUGUGUCAGAAGCGCUCUGCUCACAAAUUUUAUGAUAGCAUCGACAGUGUCAGCAAUAUCGGUGUUGCUAUUGGCUGGUCUCUACGUAUCGUCAUUCAGCAGCUGUUUGGGUGCUAUGUAUGGCACACCCCGCGUUCUUCAGUCCAUCGCCAGCCAAAAUGUUAUACCGGGAAUGAGUUGCCUACAAAGAGGGAGAGGACCAAAUAAAGUACCUAUAUAUGCUAUGCUAGUCGUUGCUGUGGUAACGUUGACUUUCAUCAUUACUGGACAAAUUAAUACUCUCGCGCCGAUUGUGACGAUGCCUUUUCUACUGACGUACGCAUGCUUGGACUACGCAUACUUUGCCCUCGCGCAAACAUUCGAUAUCCGUCAUACGCGCGAGCAAAGAUUUCGCACUCAGUCGCCAACAUUCGACCGCAAUUAUGGUUCUGCUAGUAGGGACAAUUCUAUCACUGAUACGGACAACGAUUUGGAUAGCUUGUUUCCAGAGAGAAUAAGGCACAAGAACCUCACGGUAAGAGAUAUACACAUGAAAUACAUCUUUUUAUACAAUUCUAAAGGAUGCGCGAGAAUAAUUAACACGCGAUCUUAUUUGCAGAGGAACAACAGUGUUUCUGAUAAUAAUGUGAUUGUCGAUUCAUCGCCAAGUAUUGAUGACAACGCCAGCGUUGCGAGUGCGGAACGAAAAGUUCAUAUACACAAUAAAUUGGGAAACUGGUACAGCCCUUUGUGCAAUAGAUGGUUUUCGUUACUAGGUUGCCUCGUAAAACUGAUUAUAAUGUUUCUCGUGCACUGGGGAUACGCUAUCGCCAAUAUCGUCGUUGUAUUUAUUGUCUGGAGUUAUGUGGGUCACGCCAAUCCCGCUGUUAAGCCAGGAGUAUCGGCAGAAUUUCAGUUCUUCAAGUGGCUUCGGACUGCAUUACUUCGUCUUAUGGGGAGGAAGGUUUACGAUUACGAACAGAUCGUCGUGACACCGGUAUAUCCGGGCGUUGAGACGUGUUCUGCUCAAUUGAACGAGGAAAACGAGGAUUUCUCGGGGAGAAGAAGAUACCAUCAGACCGCUACAGUCACAGGUCAAUAUGUUAAUAUUGACUAGACGUCUGGAUACGAUCCAAACGGAGAAAUCAGCAGAGGUAUUUUAUAAAAUUCU
Molecule: messenger RNA, 2453 nt
Organism: Odontomachus brunneus
Lineage: Eukaryota; Metazoa; Arthropoda; Insecta; Hymenoptera; Formicidae
Product: solute carrier family 12 member 8
Biological process (GO): chloride ion homeostasis; potassium ion homeostasis; cell volume homeostasis
Cellular component (GO): membrane
Molecular function (GO): potassium:chloride symporter activity
Source: RefSeq, a predicted model, not a curated record